GGUAAAUAUAGAAUUAAUGAUGGAUAGUCUUAGGCAAACACUUGGGAGUUUUGCAAUGGUAGCAUUACUCUUUGUUAGUUUUAUUUUCCUUUACCAUUGGUCAUUCCCAUCUUUCUCCACCCAAUUACUUCUAUCUCACAAUGGACCACUCUGCCAGCAGCAAUCAAACAUGAGCUCCAAUAUUAAUGAAGCAUAUGGUGAUGGACUUGACAAAGCUUUGGCCAAAGCUUCAAUGGGAAAUAACAAAACGGUGAUAAUUGCUAUAGUAAACAAAGCUUACGUAGAACAAGAUGUAAUGGGUGAUGCCGUUACCAUGUUUGAUCUAUUUUUAAGCAGCUUUUGGCUUGGAGAAGGAACAAGAUCUUUGAUUGAUAACCUUCUCAUCGUAGCCGUUGAUCAAACGGCUUACGAUCGAUGCCAAUUUUUGAGGUUGAAUUGCUAUAGAUUGGAAACAUAUGGUGUUGAUUUUGGAGGUGAGAAAAUAUACAUGUCUCAAGAAUUCAUCAAGAUGAUGUGGAGAAGGACUUCUUUCCUCUUGGAAGUUCUAAAACGUGGAUAUAACUUAAUUUUCACGGACACUGAUGUAAUGUGGUUAAGAAAUCCAUUUGAAAGGUUGAGCAAGAAUGAGACAGAAGACCUUCAAAUAAGCACAGACGUAUACCUUGGUGAUCCUUGGUCAGAAAAACAUUUGAUCAAUACUGGAUUUUUCUUUGUGAGGUCAAAUAAAAAGACCAUAUCCUUGUUUGAAACAUGGUAUGGAAAGAAAGACAAUUCCACAGGUAAAAAGGAGCAAGAUGUGCUUAUUGACCUCAUUGAAGCUGGUAUAUUUGGACAUUUAGGGCUCAAGGUUAGAUUCUUGGAUACCCUUUAUUUUAGUGGAUUUUGCCAAGACAGUAAAGAUGUUAGGGCAGUAACGAUCAUUCAUGCCAACUGUUGUCGAAGCAUCACUGCGAAGGUGGCCGAUUUGAAGGCAACCCUUCGUGAUUGGAAGCAAUUUAGGAGGUUAGAGGCUAACUCUAAUGUGAAUAUCAAUUGGACAAGUCAUGAGUGGUGUUGGGUUUCUUGGGGAAGGCCUAAUAGAACGUCACUAGGUUGAUGAUUACACACACACAUAUAUAUAUAUAUAUAUA
Molecule: messenger RNA, 1130 nt
Organism: Medicago truncatula (barrel medic)
Lineage: Eukaryota; Viridiplantae; Streptophyta; Magnoliopsida; Fabales; Fabaceae
Exons: 3
Coding region: 17-1096 (359 amino acids)
Source: RefSeq, a predicted model, not a curated record